CAGAAGAGACAAAAAGUUUCUACAUAAAUUUCGCUCUACUGACGGCAUGGACAGAAAGAAAAAAAAGCACUAGCUAGUAUUAAGUUUAGGGCGGGUCUUGAAGGUCGCUAAAUAGCUCCCCAUCCUGCGACUUCUCUCCAGCUUUUGUCUGGGUUCACGUUAUCCUCAUAUUCGACAUGUCGGAACAAAGGCUAUCCUUUUUCCAGCUGGCGCUGUUAACAAUGCCCUGGAUUGGCGUUCAAGCCAUCUGGUCUACAGAGUUCAGUGUCAUCACGCCUGUCAUGGAAUCAUACCAUCUUGGGCCUUUCUGGUCGCGAAACAUCUGGAUUUUCGGCCCCAUUACCGGCUUCUUCACUGCCCCGGUUGUCGGAGCCUUUUCCGAUGCCUGUACCAGUCGUCUCGGUCGACGGAGACCGUUUAUCAUCGCAGGUCUCAUCUUAACCGUUAUUGCCUCAACUGUCUUUGCCCUCUCGAACAACUACGGUAGCGCGAGACUCGCGGUUUCUUUCAUCUCCUUCAUCAUCCUGGAUAUCACCAUCAAUGUUAUGCAAACGCCGCUGAGAGCACUGGCUGGUGACAAUGCUGCCGAAGAUCAACAGACCACGGUGCAAUUGUUUGCGACCUUUUUCCAGGGCUGUGGUUCCAUGCUUGGCUUUGGUCUUUCUCGGGCCUUCUGGACAGGCUCACCUGAGGAUCUCCCCAAGCUCAUUUUCACGGUCAUGGCCGUCAACAUCUUCUUCAUUACCUUAACCUGCUUUGUCAUUACCGAGAAGCGCACUACUCGUGAAGUUAAAAAGAUUAAGGUCACCGAGCCUUUUGUCGUUGUCAUCCGGAACGUCUUCAAGAUGGACAAAAAGAUGGUCGUCGUAUGCGCUAUUGAAUUCUUGUCAUGGGCUGCCGCUUUUGCCUACUGGCCGGCUGCUUCCAGUUGGUGGGGCAUCAACGUGUACAAAGGUUGCCCCAAAGACACUGGCUGCUCCGCAGAAAGAGAGGCACUCUACAAGGAGGGACAAAAGAACUAUGGCGACUCUUCACUUUACCAAGCCAUCAUCCAAACAGUUUUCGGUCUUUCCCUAGCCUUUAUCGUUUCUCGCGGUAUUCUGACCAAAGUCCGUAUUCCAUACCUCCUUUGCCUUGCGGUCGGUGCAGUCUUCUUUAUCCUUGCCAAAGUCGGACCACAGACAGUUACCAUGGCCUACUUUGUCACCAUGCUCUGGGCUAUAUCCAAUUCUGCCAUCAAUGCCUUCCCCUUUGCCCUUGUCGGAAGAUACGCUGCUGAGGACACAUCUGAUGAAAUUGGCGUGCGGAUGGGUCUCCUCAAUUUGUUCAUCUGCUUACCUCAACUCAUCAUUACCUUUGUCGUUUCUGCAAUGAGCGACUCUCUCGGUGAAGAAGGUCUUCCGUGGGCGUUCCUGAUUGCUGGAUACUGUUUGGGACUCGCAAGUAUUCUCUGUAUAUUCAUCCAAGAAGGGCCAAUUGCCGUGAAUAAAGGCAAAGAGGUGGCAGAUGAGGCAAACGUCCCAGUCGCGGAAGUAAAGCAGUAAACAAGCUAGAAGAACUUCGGUAUUGAAUUUCUAUGAGUUAUUUGUGGCCCCAUUUGUGGGAAGGAUAUCCCUGGACCGCUCUAUUUUUGGGUCGCUUGGGAUGUGCUUCUUUUAGUAAUACAUUAGCUGUGUUGAGCACAGCGUUAGUACCCUCCCCAA
This is a messenger RNA of Spizellomyces punctatus DAOM BR117, 1703 nucleotides long. RefSeq lists its product as uncharacterized. Gene Ontology annotation, molecular function: sucrose:proton symporter activity. The record is from RefSeq and is a predicted model, not a curated record. The transcript is spliced from 4 exons. Lineage: Eukaryota; Fungi; Chytridiomycota; Chytridiomycetes; Spizellomycetales; Spizellomycetaceae. Gene Ontology annotation, cellular component: membrane. The coding region runs from base 177 to 1544 and encodes 455 amino acids.